This is a messenger RNA of Pterocles gutturalis (yellow-throated sandgrouse), 2976 nucleotides long. RefSeq names its product ubiquitin specific peptidase 35 (gene USP35). The record is from RefSeq and is a predicted model, not a curated record. The transcript is spliced from 10 exons. Gene Ontology annotation, cellular component: nucleus; cytosol. Gene Ontology annotation, molecular function: cysteine-type deubiquitinase activity; cysteine-type endopeptidase activity. Gene Ontology annotation, biological process: ubiquitin-dependent protein catabolic process; protein deubiquitination. The coding region runs from base 1 to 2976 and encodes 991 amino acids. Lineage: Eukaryota; Metazoa; Chordata; Aves; Pterocliformes; Pteroclidae.
AUGGAUAAGAUACUGGAAGCCGUGGUGAUGUCCUCAUACCCCAACAAUGUGAAGCAAGGGCUUGUGAGGCGUGUCAUCGAGGCAGCGAAGCAGCCCAUGGACAGUGAGCAAUGCUGGUCCAUGCUGGAGCUGUCUACCAAGCUUUAUCUCACAGGGGACACCAAGUAUAAAAGAGAGAUUGGGAAAGAAGUGUUGGAGGUCUAUGGCCACUACCACCCAGAGGAAUUUGAGGAGUUUCUGCUGAGUCUCCUCCAGGAAGGUUAUGGACCUCUGGGGAAGAGAAGCCAUUAUGUACUCGAUUAUAUCCAAUUAGGACUGCAGUUCAUCUUGGAAAGCCCAUCAGCAAACAGCAUCUUCAGCUUAUUGAGGAUUGAGGUGCUCCGGAAAGUCUGUGAGAGGCCCAGCCCCAAGCAGUGUGCGAAGAUCAGCAGACUCUUAACCCAGCAUCCCCAGUGCAUUCCCACGGGCAAACACCAGGUCUUGUUUUGUCAGCAGCUGAUCCGGUGCAUCGGGCAGUUCCAGUGUGUCUCGGAGGGGGAAGAGGACAUCAUGGAGUUUUUGGAGCAUGUGAACAAAGUGAGCGGGCUGCUGCAGAGGAUCUGGAGGACUCAGACCUCAGCCAUCCUGCCCUCUUUGAAGGAGCUCUUCACAAUCAUUUCUUCAACAGAGGAGCAGGAAGCACCAUCCAACGCCUUGGCCAGCGUGGUCCAAUUUGUCCCUCUGGAGCUCAUGGAUGGCGUCAUAAGAAACCUAACCAACGAUGACAGCAUCACCGAUGUGCAAAUGAUGACGGCCAUUGGCAGGAUGAUCGACUGGGUGUCCUGGCCCCUGGGAAAGAACAUAGACAAGUGGAUCAUUGCUCUGCUGAAGGGUUUGGCCGCGGUGAAAAAGUUCAGCAUCUUGAUUGAAGUCACACUUUCGAAAAUCGAAAAGGUCUUCUCCAAGUUGCUGUACCCCAUCGUGAGAGACACUGCUUUGUCUGUCCUGCAGUACAUGCUGCUGAGCUUCCAGCACUCCCACGAGGCAUUUCACUUGCUGCUCCCUCACAUCCCCAGGCUGGUGGUGUCUCUGAAGAAGGAGGACUCCAACUCUGCCACUAGCGCCCUGGAGCAGCUGGCUGAGCUCAUCCACUGCAUGUUCUUCCGCUUCUCAGGAUUUCCAGAUCUCUACGAACCAGUCCUAGAAGCAGUUAAAACUCUUCCUAUUCCAAACGAAGACCGGAUUAAACAUCUCUUGGGACAAAACGCUUGGACCUCCCAGAAGAACGAGCUGGCCUGCUUCUACCCACGCCUGGCAUCCAAAUCGGAGACAGGAAAGAUUGGGUUAAUUAACUUGGGAAACACCUGCUACAUGAACAGCAUCAUCCAGUCUCUUUUCAUGGCUUCGGACUUUCGGCAUUCAGUGUUGAAUUUAACUGAGGGCAACUCCCAACCCCUGAUGACAAAGCUUCAGUGGCUCUUUGCGUUUUUGGAGCACAGUCAGAGACCUGCCAUCUCACCUGAGAGUUUCCUCUCUGCCUCUUGGCCACCUUGGUUCACGCCUGGCGCUCAGCAGGACUGCUCGGAAUAUCUCAAGUACUUGCUGGACCGGUUGCAUGAAGAAGAAAAAACCGGAAAAAGGAUCUACCAGAAACUGAAAGAAUCCAGCUUGAUGUCUCAGGCAGUGGAGCACCAUUACUUAAACAAGACACUGAUUGAGAAGAUGUUUGGGGGUAAAAUGAUGACAAAGAUCCGCUGCUUGAAGUGUCUGAAUGUCUCUUCCCGAGAAGAAGCCUUCACAGACCUGUCGCUAGCUUUUCCUCCGCUGGACAGGCGUGUGCGCGAGAGCACGUCUGUUUUACCGGUGGAAGAAAUCGGCCCACAGUAUAUUGAGCCUCCUGAAAACUUGAACCAGCUGAUGGGGUCUCCCUGGAUCCUGAGGAAGCCCCCCAACGCCAGAGACCCUGCAGCCCCACCAAUGCCAGUGGAAACAUUGGGUUUCCAGGAGCCAGAAGAAUUGGCAAAUCCCUUAAGCGCCAAUGCUGUUGGCACGGAUGCAGCCAAAGACCCUCUCCCGGCUUUUGGGGAGCAGGCAUGUGCUCCCAAAGACUCCAGAUCCGUCCUGGAUUUAAUCAACUAUUUUUUAUCCCCGGAGAGAUUGACAGCAGAGAAUAAAUACCACUGUGAGAAAUGUGCUUCCUUGCAGGACGCCGAGAAGGUGGCAGAGCUGACGGAGGGUCCACACUACCUCAUCCUCACGUUGCUGCGCUUCUCCUUCGACCCACGGACCAUGAAGAGGAAGAAGAUCUUGGACAAUGUCUCCAUCCCCGUGGUGCUCAAGUUGCCUGUCCUUGUCACCCCGGAGGACACUGAGGAGAUUUGCCAGCAUGGGAAGGACAAGGCUGCCCCGGGAAGUGGUUUCGUGUCUGUCGUGUACGACCUCUGCAGCGUGGUGGUGCAUUCAGGCAUCUCCUCCGAGAGUGGUCACUACUAUUGCUACUCGAGAGAGUGCACUGACACCGUCCCCCACGGGCAGCCCCGGGAUGGGGAGCCAAAACCAGCCUCCGACAAACAGCUGGACUUUGAAAUCCAGUGGUACCUCUUCAACGACACCAGGGUUUCCUUCUCCUCCUUCGAAUCAGUCAGCAACGUCACCUCUUUCUUCCCCAAGGACACUGCCUAUGUCCUCUUCUACAGGCAGCGGCCGGGCAGGCAGAGCUGCCCGCUGCACGAGGCUCUGGCUGAGGCUGGCCGCCUGCAUGGCGAACCCUCCCUCCAUAAGGACUUGAUGGAAGCCAUUUCCAAAGAUAACAUCCUCUACUUGCAGGAGCAGGAAAAGGAAGCAAGGAACAGAGCCGCCUACAUUUCCACCUUGCCGAAAUCACCGCUGUGGUGGAGAGACUUUGACAGGGACAAGGAUGAUGACAACUCAUCGGGGGGCUGCAGCCCAGCAGCAGGCGGGGGUGGAUCCGGCUCCUUUCACGGACUUGUCUUCUAG